AUCCUGGGGGAGGGACUUUCCGUAUGAAUGUAACUGGUUUUAUAUAAGCUAAAGUUUUUCCAGUACUCCAACGCCCGCUCGCUAACUCUCCUUUACAUCCGUCUUCUUUCAGACAGUUCUUAUCCUUGCUUUUGGGAAUCCAUUGAUCUUACAAUGGCCGCAAUUGGAAACCGUGGAACAGUGACUGAAGCAUCUGGAUUCAACCCAGAGCAAGAUGUCCAGAAACUUCGAGAGGCCAUGAAGGGAACUGGUACUAAUGAGUCUGCUAUUAUUGAAGUCCUGGCUCACCGCACAAUUGCCCAAAGGCAGCGCAUCAAGGAGGCCUACAAACAGUCUGUCGGAAAGGAACUGGCUGACGAUCUGUCCUCAGAGCUGAGUGGAAACUUUAGGAGUGUGGUCCUGGGUCUGCUGAUGUUGGCUCCUGUGUAUGAUGCCUAUGAACUGAAGCAUGCAAUGAAGGGUGCAGGAACCGAAGAGGCCUGUCUUAUUGAUAUACUCGCUUCAAGGUCAAAUGAGGAAAUAAGAACCAUCAAUGCUUUCUACAAGAAAGAAUAUGGAAAAACUUUGGAGGAUGAUGUUUGUGGAGACACAUCUGGAAUGUUUCAGCGAGUUCUUGUCUCUCUUCUGACAGCUGGACGAGAUGAAGGCGACAAUGUGGAUGAGGCCCUGGCCGUGCAAGAUGCAAAAGAAAUCUUUGAGGCUGGUGAGGCGCGAUGGGGCACAGAUGAGGUCAAAUUCCUCACUGUGCUCUGUGUGAGGAACAGGAAGCAUUUGCUACGAGUGUUUGAUGAAUACAAGAAGAUUUCUGGACGGGAGAUUGAGGAGAGCAUAAAGAGAGAGAUGUCUGGUUGUCUAGAAGAAGUUUUUCUCGCAAUUGUUAAAUGCAUGCGGAGCAAACCAGCAUUCUUUGCUGAGCGACUAUACAAAUCAAUGAAGGGGCUAGGCACCACAGACAGUGUGCUCAUCAGAAUAAUGGUGGCACGAGCAGAAAUUGACAUGUUGGAUAUCAAAGCAGAGUUUCAGAAGAUGUACAGCAAGACACUUUACUCCUUUAUUAAGGGUGACACAUCAGGAGACUACCGCAAAAUCCUGCUGGAGUUGUGCGGAGGCGAGUGAGAGACAUUCUCAGCUUCUUUUUGUAUUUUCCUCCUUUUGAUGAAUUCCCUCUAUGACACAUGUUUCCCCGCCCUGGCCUACUCUUUAUUCUGACUGACAGCAGUACCUUACAUUACAGUUUGUGAAAGCAAUUAAACCAAAGAGCAGUGACCUUUUA
Periophthalmus magnuspinnatus is the source of this 1273-nucleotide messenger RNA. It is a transcript of the gene anxa4, whose product is annotated as annexin A4. The record is from RefSeq and is a predicted model, not a curated record. Gene Ontology annotation, biological process: negative regulation of coagulation. Gene Ontology annotation, cellular component: cytoplasm. Lineage: Eukaryota; Metazoa; Chordata; Actinopteri; Gobiiformes; Gobiidae. Gene Ontology annotation, molecular function: calcium ion binding; calcium-dependent phospholipid binding. The transcript is spliced from 13 exons. The coding region runs from base 154 to 1116 and encodes 320 amino acids.